CACCUACCCCCCCCCACCCCCCAACCCCCCACAUUCUCACCUCCCCAGGGACUGGUAACCAAGAGUCAUGGCUGCUCCAGUCCCCACAGAGGGUGUCACACUUCCAAACAAUAGCAGCAAGACAAUUCUGGUGCGCCAUCUUCCGUCUGAUUUAACACGAAGUGAGAAGGUGGAUUUGCUGAAGUAUUUUGGAGCAGUGUCUGUGCGAGUUUUAUCAGACAAAGGAAGACUGAAACAUACAGCUUUUGCUACUUUCCCGUCAAUUUAUGCAGCAGCAAAGGCCCUGACCAGACUGCAUCAGUUAAGAUUUCUGGGACACACUUUGGUGGUGGAAUAUGCAAAGGAACAGGAGCACAUUGAGCUACUGGAACCAGCUACUGAAAACAAACCUCAUGGUACAGAGAAGACUUCAGAUGAUAAAGAUAAGAAGCAGGAUCUGAAACCAAGAGUUCCAGUUAUUGAGGAUGUGAUUGCCAAGAGCCACGGGUUGACCUAUCCCAUGAACCCAUGCCUGAAGUAUCUGUAUCCACCACCAACCAGUGUCAUUCUGGCCAACAUUGCAAAUGCCAUGGCGAGUGUACCCAAGUUCUAUGUGCAGGUUCUGCACCUGAUGAACAAGAUGAAUCUGCCUGCUCCCUUUGGACCCAUCACAACUCGCCCUCCAAUGUACGAGGAGUACAUUCCCGCCCCUCCACCAAUGCCUCCACUGCCCCCAGAGGAACCACCACUGCCCGAAGAAGAGAUGGAUGUUUCAAGUGAGGAAGAAUCUGAGUAUGAAAGUGGAAGUGAGGAGGAUAAAGAAAGAAUGGUGCGAUUGAUGGGAUUGGCCUCUCUUCCACCAAAACAGACACAGAAGAGAAAGCGGGUAUCAGUCCGAAAACGACCGAGAUUAAAGGACCUGAUUAAUGUGCCAAAAGCACCUACCCAGAGCUCGCAUCCUGUGGUUCCACCAUCUGAAGUCUUUGACCAGCCGCAGCCUCACAGUCAAAAGAAAAUUGAAUUCCACAUCUCUGUCGAUGCUAGCAGUUUGUUGGAGGGAGGAGGUGAUCGUCGACCAGAGCCGCAACAGAAUUCUGAAGCUCAAAACUCAGGAUUUGGGAAAAUCCAACCAGCUCCUGUACGUUCAAAAAGUGAAAGUGAGGAGGAGGAAGAGGAAGAAAUUCCCUCUGAGUUCAUUUCCAGGAAAGAGUUGGCAAAAGGAAGGUUAUCGAGAGAUGAAAUGGAGACCGUUUCAUUGUUUAAGAAUUACAACCCAGGUGAACCAACCUGUCGCCUGUACGUAAAGAAUCUUUCCAAACAGGUCGAAGAGAAGGAUUUGAAGUUCAUCUUUGGCAGAUACGUUGAUUUCUCAUCGCAAACUGAGAGGAACAUGUUUGACAUCCGAUUGAUGAAAGAAGGAAGAAUGAAGGGGCAAGCCUUCGUUGGGCUUCCUAACGAGAGAGCUGCAGCCAAAGCCCUCAAAGAAGUCAAUGGGUUUCAGCUCAAAGAGAAACCAAUGGUGGUUCAAUUUGCCCGCUCUGCACGGCCAAAGCAAGAUUCAGCAGAAGGCAAGAGAGGCCAAGGGAAGUGAAGAUCAGAGGGUUGUAUGACCUGCCAUCCCUGGAAUCAGCCUGGUAAACCUUCGCUGUACUCCGAGAGCAAGACCAUCCUUCCUCAGAAAAGGAGACCAAAACUGCACACAAUAUUCCAGGUGUGGUUUCACCAAGGCCCUAUACAACAUAUCAGCAGAUCCUGGACUGCCUCCAGUGUCACAAUGAUUCCACCUGCAAACUGGCAGAGCAGCACCUCAUAUUCCGCCUUGGGGAGCCUACAGCCUGAUGGCCUAAAUGUGGAUUUUACCAGUUUCAAAAUCACCCCACCCCGGGCCUCCUCCCAUGUCCAAGCCUCCCUCUCAUCCCUGCCUCCUUGACCUGACACAGCCUGUCCAUCUUCUCUCCCUUGUAUCCGCUACUCCCACCUCACUGACCAAUCCCUACCACUCCCUACCUGCACUCGCCUAUCCCCAUGCCCACCCCUCCUAUCUCUAUUUCUGAGCUCCCUUCCCCCUCCUCCGUUUCUGAAAAAGGGUCUCAACCUGAAACGUCCGCUUUCCUGCUCUUCUGAUGCUGCCUGGCCUGCUGUGUUCCUCCAGCUCCACACACUGUUAUCUCUGACUCCAGCAUCUGCAGUUUUUAGUAUCUCUGAGCAGAUCCUUCUCUGCUGUUUUUCCACAUUUGUCCACCUUUCUCUCAAAUGUAUUGAUGCUGUUCCCAUCCACCACUUACCAUGGUAAUGAGUUCCGGUCUCCCCACUGAGUAAAGAGGUUUCUCCUGACUUCCCUGUUGGAUUUGUUAAGAUGGGUCUUAAUUAAUGGCCCUGAGUUCUGGUGUUUCCCACUAAUGGAAUUAUUUACUCCCUAUGUACUCAGACUCUUUCAGAAUUAUAUGGUUAUCAAUCAGAUCACCCCUCUGCUUUCUGUUUGCUGGAAAGAGCCCUCCAGCAUAUCCAGCCUUUGCUCAUAGUUUGGGCACUGUCCUGUUGCUUCUUGUACAGGAUGAAUGAAGAACUGUCUUGACCCGUGAAUAUCCUGAAUGUUUGAUUGUGCUUCUGGUAUCCUACUAUCACCGGGUUUAGAAAUGUUCAAGCUUGAGUUAAAGAGCCAGGAUGAGGGUAAACAGCACUGUUUCUGGAUGCCGAAUGUUGCCAUCUGAGUUCUGAUGAAGUGUUUGAUUAUAGCUCUCUGGGAAAAAUUGCAAAUCUGAGAGACGGUAGCCAGCACUAUAAGGAAGUCCUCGUUCCAUUUUUAAAAGCCACCAUCUUUGGGAUGCUGUUGAUGUUUUGUACCUUGGGAAAAUGUCAGUGUCUGCAGUCGGUUGUUGAAUUCUCGCUUUAAAUGAAUGUGUUCAAUGAAAAUAAAAGCUGGUGUCUCAGU
Molecule: messenger RNA, 2911 nt
Organism: Rhincodon typus (whale shark)
Lineage: Eukaryota; Metazoa; Chordata; Chondrichthyes; Orectolobiformes; Rhincodontidae
Gene: rnpc3
Product: RNA-binding region (RNP1, RRM) containing 3
Exons: 16
Coding region: 68-1570 (500 amino acids)
Biological process (GO): mRNA splicing, via spliceosome
Cellular component (GO): U12-type spliceosomal complex
Molecular function (GO): pre-mRNA intronic binding; U12 snRNA binding; protein binding
Source: RefSeq, a predicted model, not a curated record